UUUGGAGAUUAAUUAUUCCCUUUUCUUCUCUCUUCCAGACAUUUACAGCCUGGUGUAACUCUCACCUCCGCAAGGCUGGCACGCAGAUUGAGAACAUAGAAGAAGAUUUCAGGGAUGGCCUUAAACUUAUGUUACUCCUGGAAGUCAUAUCAGGUGAACGUUUGGCAAAGCCGGAAAGAGGCAAAAUGCGAGUGCACAAAAUCUCGAAUGUCAACAAAGCCCUGGAUUUCAUUGCUAGCAAAGGAGUCAAGUUGGUAUCCAUCGGAGCAGAAGAAAUUGUUGAUGGGAAUGCGAAAAUGACCCUUGGAAUGAUCUGGACCAUCAUCCUCCGUUUCGCUAUUCAGGAUAUCUCAGUGGAAGAGACAUCUGCUAAAGAAGGGCUUUUGUUGUGGUGUCAGAGGAAGACAGCCCCAUACAAAAAUGUGAACAUCCAAAACUUCCAUAUUAGCUGGAAGGAUGGCCUUGGUUUCUGUGCCUUGAUUCACAGACAUCGUCCAGAACUCAUUGACUAUGGAAAACUAAGAAAGGAUGAUCCUCUCACUAACCUGAACACAGCUUUUGAUGUGGCUGAAAGAUACCUAGAUAUCCCCAAGAUGUUGGAUGCAGAAGACAUUGUUGGAACAGCCCGUCCUGACGAGAAGGCCAUCAUGACCUAUGUUUCUAGCUUCUACCACGCCUUCUCAGGAGCCCAGAAGGCGGAAACAGCAGCCAAUCGUAUCUGCAAGGUGCUGGCAGUUAAUCAAGAGAAUGAACAGUUAAUGGAAGACUAUGAGAAGUUGGCCAGUGAUUUGCUGGAGUGGAUCCGCCGCACCAUACCUUGGCUGGAGAAUCGGGCUCCAGAGAACACCAUGCAGGCCAUGCAGCAGAAACUGGAGGAUUUCCGAGAUUACCGCCGCCUUCACAAGCCUCCCAAAGUCCAAGAAAAGUGCCAACUGGAAAUCAACUUCAAUACGUUGCAGACUAAGCUGCGACUUAGCAACAGGCCCGCCUUCAUGCCUUCUGAAGGGAAAAUGGUAUCGGAUAUAAAUAAUGCAUGGGGUUGCCUAGAACAGGCUGAGAAAGGCUACGAGGAGUGGCUUUUGAACGAAAUCCGAAGAUUGGAACGGCUGGAUCACCUGGCUGAGAAGUUCCGGCAAAAAGCUUGCAUUCAUGAAUCCUGGACAGACGGUAAAGAAGCAAUGUUGCAGCAGAAGGAUUAUGAAACUGCCACCCUCUCAGAGAUCAAGGCCCUGUUAAAGAAGCACGAGGCAUUUGAAAGUGAUCUUGCUGCUCAUCAGGACCGUGUGGAACAGAUUGCUGCUAUUGCUCAAGAACUCAAUGAGCUGGAUUAUUAUGAUUCCCCAAGUGUCAAUGCCAGGUGCCAGAAAAUAUGUGACCAGUGGGAUAACCUUGGGGCCCUGACCCAGAAACGACGAGAAGCCCUGGAGAGAACAGAAAAAUUGCUGGAGACAAUUGACCAGCUGUAUCUAGAAUAUGCCAAAAGAGCUGCCCCUUUCAAUAACUGGAUGGAGGGGGCCAUGGAAGAUCUUCAGGACACCUUCAUAGUCCAUACCAUUGAGGAGAUCCAGGGAUUGACCACAGCCCAUGAACAGUUCAAAGCUACCUUGCCAGAUGCAGACAAGGAGCGACAAGCCAUUCUAGGAAUCCACAAUGAAGUGUCAAAAAUCGUUCAGACCUACCAUGUCAACAUGGCAGGAACCAACCCCUACACCACCAUCACCCCACAGGAAAUCAAUGGCAAAUGGGACCACGUGAGACAACUAGUUCCCAGGCGGGACCAGGCUUUGAUGGAAGAACAUGCACGCCAGCAGCAUAAUGAGAGACUUCGCAAGCAGUUUGGGGCUCAGGCCAAUGUCAUUGGGCCCUGGAUCCAAACCAAGAUGGAGGAGAUUGGCCGCAUCUCCAUCGAGAUGCACGGGACUCUGGAGGACCAGCUCAAUCACCUGCGGCAAUACGAGAAGAGCAUUGUGAAUUACAAACCAAAGAUUGAUCAGCUGGAGGGAGAUCACCAACAGAUUCAAGAGGCACUCAUCUUUGACAACAAGCACACCAACUACACUAUGGAGCACAUCAGAGUGGGCUGGGAGCAGCUCCUCACAACAAUUGCUAGGACUACCAAUGAAGUGGAAAACCAGAUUCUGACUCGGGAUGCCAAAGGAAUCAGCCAGGAGCAGAUGAAUGAAUUCCGCGCCUCCUUCAACCACUUUGACAGGAAGAAGACUGGCAUGAUGGAUGCUGAAGAUUUCCGCACCUGCCUUAUCUCCAUUGGUUACAAUAUGGGCGAAGCAGAGUUUGCUCGAAUUAUGAGCAUUGUAGACCCCAACCGCAUCGGAGUAGUAACGUUCCAAGCCUUCAUUGAUUUCAUGUCCCGGGAAACUGCAGAUACCGACACAGCUGACCAAGUUAUGGCCUCUUUCAAGAUCCUGGCUGGAGAUAAAAAUUAUAUCACUGUGGAUGAAUUGCGGCGGGAACUGCCUCCUGAUCAAGCUGAAUAUUGCAUUGCUAGAAUGGCACCUUAUACCGGGCUGGAUUCUGUACCUGGUGCCCUGGACUACAUGUCUUUCUCUACAGCUCUCUAUGGCGAAAGUGACCUUUAA
This is a messenger RNA of Lacerta agilis (Sand lizard), 2597 nucleotides long. Its product is annotated as alpha-actinin-1-like. The record is from RefSeq and is a predicted model, not a curated record. The coding region runs from base 129 to 2597 and encodes 822 amino acids. The transcript is spliced from 20 exons. Lineage: Eukaryota; Metazoa; Chordata; Lepidosauria; Squamata; Lacertidae. Gene Ontology annotation, cellular component: stress fiber; Z disc; cell projection. Gene Ontology annotation, biological process: muscle cell development; actin cytoskeleton organization. Gene Ontology annotation, molecular function: calcium ion binding; actin filament binding.